Messenger RNA from Hibiscus syriacus, 2613 nucleotides. Its product is annotated as serine/threonine-protein kinase D6PK-like. The record is from RefSeq and is a predicted model, not a curated record. The transcript has 3 exons. Gene Ontology annotation, cellular component: nucleus; plasma membrane; cytoplasm. Lineage: Eukaryota; Viridiplantae; Streptophyta; Magnoliopsida; Malvales; Malvaceae. Gene Ontology annotation, molecular function: protein serine/threonine kinase activity; ATP binding. Bases 383 to 2581 code for a protein of 732 amino acids. Gene Ontology annotation, biological process: protein phosphorylation.
UCGGCCACUCUGACUCAGAAAAGAAAGAAAAAAUGCAAAAGCAAAAGCAAAAGCUAGCCUGCCAAUUCGAAACCAUCACACAAUAGCUAAACCUUUUUUUAGUGGCAGAGCUUAAGAAAAGAAAGAAAGAAAAAGAAAAGAAGCAGUGUGUAGCGAGAGAGAGAGAGAGAGAGAGAGACUCGCUCGAGCUCUCCAUCAAUAUCUGUUAAUUUAGCAUUUUUGGUUUUUGGAAUUUUUGAACACAGAGAGAAAUUCAAGGCUUUGGACUGAUACAAACCUCUGUUUCUCAAUCCUUUGCUGGUUUUCUUUUUGAAGUUCCCGUACAGGAUUUGUCUGCUGUAAGAUUAAGAUAGUUCCAUGUAAAGAUUCAUGAUUGUCUGGAAUGGAAAGGGCUACUGAAUCAAAGUUACUUCCUAGAAGGUUGCCUGCGUUGAGCUCAGUAUCAAAUACCCUUUCCGUCUUUGGGAGAGAAGCAGGUCUUGUGCCGAAUUUGCAAGCUGUGUUGGUUAGAGAUGAAACGGGUCGAGCCAAUUCCGGAAACUCACUGGACUUCGAGUUGACUGAACCUGUGAGGACAUGGAAAGGGAAAGAUUCUUUGCUUGAACACGAAGAAUUCAUGCCUGAUGUUAUUACUUGUAAGGGCAGCAGUGAUUCUUUGGAAAGCAGACCAAUUUCUUUUUCGGGAGCUAGUCACCCUCCUGAACCUGUUGACACAGAUCUGAUAAAACCUGUUUAUGUACCAAUUGGUCAGAAGAAGUCGGAUCCGGGGUGUUUGAUGAAGAGCAUGUCGGUGAAGGGACCUUUUCUAGAAGAUAUUUCAAUUAGAGUUCCACCUAAGAAACCAAGUACUGUUCCGUUGCCAGCAGAUGGUUUUGUUGAAGAACCCAACGAUCCUGGUGCAAUCUCUUCUCCGUUUUCAGUUCCACGGCCAUCACAAAAUAGGGAGAACUCUCUCCUUCCUCCAGAUUCAGAUGAAAAGGAAUGUGUUUGGGAUGCUUCUUUGCCUCCAAGUGGUAAUGUGAGUCCACAUAGCAGCAUUGACAGUACCAGGGUGGCGACUGCGAUGAGCAUUGUCAAUAGUUGUGCUAGUACAUAUAGGAGUGAUGCUGUUACUAGUGAUGGCAUGUUCAGCAUGGAUAGGAACUGCGAGAGUACAAAGGGAAGUGUUAGAGCAGAUUCACUUGAGAGCGCAAAGACUAGUGUUAGCCGAGCAAGUGAUAGCAGUGGCCUUAGCGAUGACAGUAACUGGAGUAACAUCACCGGCAGUGCUAAUAAACCUCAUAAAGGAAAUGAUCCUAGAUGGAAGGCCAUCCUUGCUAUUCGUGCUCGAGAUGGAAUAUUAGGAAUGAGUCAUUUUAGAUUGCUCAAACGUCUUGGUUGUGGUGACAUUGGCAGUGUUUAUCUCUCAGAGCUGAGUGGUACUGGAUGUUAUUUUGCGAUGAAAGUAAUGGACAAGGCAUCCCUUGCAAGUCGUAAGAAGUUGAGUAGGGCUCAAACAGAAAGGGAGAUUCUGCAGCUGCUAGACCAUCCAUUUCUACCUACUCUGUAUACACAUUUUGAAACUGACAGGUUCUCAUGUCUAGUCAUGGAGUAUUGUCCGGGGGGUGAUCUACACACUUUGAGGCAACGGCAACCUGGAAAGCAUUUCUCCGAGUAUGCUGCAAGAUUUUAUGCGGCAGAGGUUCUAUUAGCACUCGAGUAUCUCCACAUGCUUGGUGUUGUCUACAGGGAUUUGAAACCUGAAAAUGUUCUAGUUCGUGAUGAUGGCCACAUAAUGCUCUCGGACUUUGAUCUUUCCUUAAGAUGUGCCGUUUCUCCCACCCUGAUAAAAUCAUCAGCAUUUGAUUCCGAUCCUUCACGUGGAGCUGGUGGUGCAUUCUGUGUUCAGCCUGCCUGCAUUGAGCCUACAUCGGUUUGCAUCCAGCCUGCCUGCUUUCUACCACGGCUAUUCCCACAAAAGAACAAGAAGAAAAACCGGAAACCUCGAGUCGAGUUUGGGUUGCCUUCUAGUACCCUCCCGGAGCUUGUAGCAGAGCCUACUGCAGCGCGGUCUAUGUCCUUUGUUGGAACCCACGAAUACCUAGCCCCUGAAAUAAUUAAAGGAGAAGGCCAUGGGAGUGCUGUUGAUUGGUGGACCUUUGGAAUCUUCUUGCAUGAAUUGCUCUACGGCAAAACCCCCUUUAAAGGUUCAGGAAACCGUGCUACAUUGUUCAAUGUCGUGGGCCAACAGUUGAGAUUCCCUGAUUCGCCAGCAACAAGUUUUGCCAGCCGUGAUUUGAUCCGGGGCUUGCUGGUGAAGGAGCCACAGCACCGGCUAGGGGUGAAGAGGGGUGCAACCGAGAUAAAGCAACACCCUUUCUUUGAAGGUGUAAACUGGGCUCUAAUACGAUGCAGCACCCCACCCGAGGUGCCAAGACCCAUGGAGAGUGAGUUUCCUCCUGGGAUGCCCGUGAAACCUAGGCCGGUGGAGCCACUUGGUGUUGGUAGCAAAAGGAUAGUAGGGAUGGGCGCCGUGCCAGUGCCAGGGCCAGGGACAGACAUGAAAUCUGGGGGUAAAUAUCUGGACUUUGAGUUCUUCUAGUUUUGAUUUAGAGGAUGAUGUGUUGUAUUACU